This is a messenger RNA of Labrus mixtus (cuckoo wrasse), 4199 nucleotides long. It is a transcript of the gene cep72, whose product is annotated as centrosomal protein 72. The transcript has 14 exons. Lineage: Eukaryota; Metazoa; Chordata; Actinopteri; Labriformes; Labridae. Gene Ontology annotation, molecular function: protein binding. The record is from RefSeq and is a predicted model, not a curated record. The coding region runs from base 11 to 1720 and encodes 569 amino acids.
UUCGAAAAGUAUGGCCGCGGAGUGUUUGACAACAGUAACAGAGCAAUGGAUACGGGACAGAUUACAACUACAUCAUCCAUGUCUCGGUGAUGUCCGCUCAUUGAGCCUCCCGGGGACGAAUGAAGAGAAGAUCAGACACCUGGGACAUUCACUGAAUAACUUUGUCCGUUUAAAGUCUCUGGAUCUCUCAUGCAACGCGCUCCUGUCUGUUCAGGGUAUUCAACAUUUAAAGUUGCUGGAGAGGCUGAUUCUCUACUUUAACUUAAUUCCUUCCCUUGAGGAGGUAAAGGAAGUGUUUAAGCUGCCAGCUUUGAGAGAACUUGACCUCAGGCUUAACCCUGUGACCAAACGUUACCCAAACUACCGCCCCUAUCUGGUCCAUGCUAUGCCCAAUCUGCGCAAACUUGAUAGCUGUUCAGUCAGAGACACUGAGCGAAAAGCUGCAGUAAUGCAGUUCUCCUCUGAUCUUCUACCUCAGCAGAAGAGCUCUGCUUUGAAUCUGGCUGCUGACCAAAGACGCUGCAACAGGAGACUGGCUUUAGUUGACCGCUUAGCCAAGAGGCUCUCGCUCGUCACUGACACGGAUGAUAUUGUUUUGAAUUUUGUUGAGAAGGAUCAGAGAGAUCAGAGUGAAACUGGGGCCCUCUCUGCAUUUAGCAAGAAAGCAAAGGAACCCAGAGAGGAAGAAUCAAAAGAUUUUACAGGCCGGAGAAGUUCUACUCCAAUAAAGGAAAAUGCUAAAUCCAUCCUCAGGUAUCCUCCCACAAAAUCUGAUAAAACAGAGUCCAAAGUGUCACACGUGAACCAACAGCCUCAUAAAGAAUGCUCCACCUCAUUAAACGUGAUUGAAAGACCGAAGGUGUCCUUCGGCCCGUAUGUUGAGAGACACACUGAUAAACAAAAGCAAAAGGACACCGCCAAUCAAACCAGACGUGCAGCCAGGGGACAUUUUACCCCAAACCCUGAUCAAAGUCGCCGUCAUAGCUUUUCAUUUACUAACAUCCGGCCUCCAAGUCCACGUCGACCUGGUUUGAAUCUUUCUGACCCCUCCAACCCCAUCUUACACCCCCCAAGGCUGACCUACUCCAGCUUCAGUAAAACAGAAGGGGGCUGCAGCCUGCCGCAGCAGAAGGAAAGGAAACAAAGGGGUAGUUACAGGAAACCCUUGGAGAUGCUUCUCAACCUUGUGGACAAACACUGGACUGGGGAGAAGUCGCUGCAUCAAAACAACAACUUCCUGUCUCAGGCAGUCCAGAUCCUCGCCAUGAUGGAAAACGAUAUUUCCAGUCGAGAGGCCGAGGUCAGGACCUUAAGACGGGAAGCUGAUGAGCUGAGCUUUCAAAGGGCUGCAAGAGAGGAAGAACACAAAACUGAAGUCCGUAACCUCUCAUCUCAGUUUGAGGAAGCUCGCAGUGCAGUCGGCAAACUCAAUGAGCAGCUAAGGAUCGUCUUGGAGGAAAAUGUCGCUCUGCAGAAACAGCUCAUCAAGUUAGAGCGACAAUAUCUCAAGUCUAUGAUGAAAAGUUCUCCUAUGACUCAGAUUAAAGAAGCUCAGUCAGAAGUGGAGGAGCUGAGGAAAGAGAUCGAGGGGUUGAGGCAGAAAGUGCAGGAGGCAGAAUCGGUCAAGGAAUUGUCAAACAUGCUGCAAGAAAACCACAGGUCCCUGGUGGCUACUAAUGAGUGUUUGCUAGCUGAGCUGAAGAGAAGUGGGGAUCUUUGAAGGAGACUUUGAAUGAAGAGAAGCACACCGGGAUAAAAAAAAAAUAUCAAAGCCCAACUACGCUGAGUCACAUUAGCGUUGCAUUCGCUGCAUGAUGCCCAGCAGCUCCAGUCUGUUUUUCAUUCAUUUUUUGUGCCUAUUAUGUCCCAAGCUAUUGUGUUUAUAGUUCAGUGAAUAUUAUCUUGAAAAACCGUUGCUUUGGUUUGUGUAAAGGAGUGUCAAAGGUCUCUUAUUUGAAUAGAUUAAUUGGGGGACAUAUUAGCAAGACGGUUGUAAUUUAUUUUCUGGAUCAGUGAAAAGGUUGUACCUCUACGCCAUUUCCCCCCAUUUUUUUUAGGUCACUCGUGUCUCCAUCUGCUUUGUACGCUGUAGUGGAAUGAAUGCAUCCAGACUCCAGCUGCACUGACUUUAUUUAUACCUCAGCCUUAGGGCCAGAGAGCUGCAUGCUUUCCUCUCACAAACACUAAUGUAAGCCAUGGAAAAAGCAGGUUAGAGCAUGUAUGUUUCUACAUAAACCCAAUGUGGCUUUUUACUUUGAUGUGACUGUUACAGGUCACUGGUUGGUGCUACUGCUUACUUGUACGCAACUGUGCUGCAUUCCUGAAAAAGACAAUGAGAAUGUAAAACAUUGUGUUUGGACUUGACACCCUGUGACCUACUCAGCAGAGGUUCUUAGGUGUGUGUUUUAUUUUCAAUAAUGCACUACAAAUCAUGAGCAUACAUUAAGAGGUCUAAAGAACAAGAACAAAACACUGCAUGCACUGGGGCACAAUAUUACAUUAAAAGUUAUUUAAAAACAAAAUAAGUCAUUAUUGUUCCUCCACAUGAAAGGUGCACAAUAUUUGGCAUUAAGCACAGAAAACAGGUCAUACUCGAACCACUGCAGCAGACGGGGAAAAAAAAACACGAAUAGCUGCUUUUUGAUGCACGAUUCUUCAUCAGCUGAGGCUACAGGUAGUGUGUGACAAACACUGUCACUGUUGGAAAAAUAUUCUACAAAAGGAUUUUUAAUUGUUUGCAAAUGUUCCCUUUUUCUCACACAGCAAUGAAGAAUACAACAGUAAAAACCUGCUUUAGUUUGAAGUUGAAUUUGUGCCUUGGAUGACGUACCACUAAUACUCCAAGUCUUCACCGAAAGAAAGCAAAUAUGCAUUAAUAUGUGAAGCUGACUUUGAACAUGUACAGGUCGAUAUACAGUAUAUUCAUUUCAAGCAAUACAAGAUUUCAUCAUGAUUGAACAGUUUGGGGUUUCUUUUUUUAGCAAGACAAUAUUGAAGUGUGUCCAGUAGUCUGUCCUCACAGCAGUAUAUCAGCAUAUCAGAAAUGACGAAUGCCUACUGUCAUCUUUACGCUUCUGAAUCAAAUGCAAUAUACAGAACAUGCACAAAGUACAGCAAUACCAAAAAAAAAAAUACGAGGCCAGUGUGAUAAAUUAAGCCAUGUGGCUAUUUUUUUUUCUUUUUAGAAUAUACACAAUCUUACCACAAAUAUAUUAGAACUACAGUAUAGAAAUCUGAUGAGGAAAUAUAAGUAAAAUGUUAAAAAUACAAUCUUGUACAACUGAGCUCAUCUCCCCUGGUCAGAGCGUCCUUCUUCAGCUGAAUUCACCAAUUUCAAAUUUUAAAUGCAUGUUAGCAAAAUGGUAUGUGGGUAGACAUAAAAUGGGACAUGGAUAACAACAGCCACGGAGAAAAUGAGGAAUUCCUGUUUCUUUUUUUUCUUCUUUUUUUCUACUUGUGUUAAAGUGGACCUAUUUAAAUGGUUUACACAGAAGGGCGUUUGCUUUUUGUCUGUUCAACAUGUUCACAGAAGGAAGGGGAAAUGGCAAAGGUCGAACAUGUUCAGUCUUAACAGUGAACUACAUUGUUUUUUUUAAAAAAACCUUUAAAAAAUGGACAAAACACUUCAUUUUUCUUGGACUGUGUUGAAGGCAUAUUACUGAAAUGACUGAGUUUGUACAAUAAUAACAAAUAAACAGUAGAUUUUAGGAAGACUUAACAGUUUGGGAUGGCAAAAAAACAAUUUACACUUAAGAUGAAAUGACCAGUUAAAGCUUUUUAAAAGAAUUAGUCAUCCAUUAUAUGUUCAAAAAAAUGUGUGCCAAUUACUGAAACUGCAAAUCAAAUUAAAAUGCAUCUUAUUAGCUGAAUACGGGAAUAGAAACAUUUCCAUUUAAAAGUGGGAUGUUGUAAUUCAUCAAACUGUCGUCCCACUUUUGUUUUUUCUUGGCAUGUGUUCUCAAUUGUGCUCAAUAAAUAUUAUAAGGCCCUAUCAUAACAACAAAGCUUCAUUAUUCAUAGCAUAGCAGUUUCUCUCGUUUGUUCUUUUCAGUGUUUGGCAGUAACUUAGAAAUGAGACAGGAAUGUACCAGCUGGUGAUGACUUUGUAAAAAUAGAUGUAAACAGUUUUCCAGUUCUCACACUUCACAAAGAGAGGAACUUAAAAAACUCUCUCUCGGACACACACACACACACACACA